GCUGGACAGUCAGCCAGUGGGAGCUAAAUUUGGGAGAGAGGUGAUCAGGUUCCCUCACUGUGCACAUGAUCCUGUCCUAGUUACUUGAGCGAUGUCCCUUCUCACACCGUCACACUCUCUCAACGAGUCCAGACACACUCGGCGUUCCUCUUCUUCAGCAGUCAGAGCUGCACUUAGUAAAGGACGUUUUUACAACAGGCUGCUCUGGUUGGACUUUAGUGACUCUUGACUGGACUGAAUAUUUGGGCCCUGGUGCUGUGGAGCUCCAGUCCUCGUCUAUUGCUUCUCCUCUGUCUCUCAACACCCCUGCUAGCAGCACUUGGCGGGAGGAGAAGAGAGACUGCUGACCCGCCAUGUUUCUCGCACUAGUUGUGACGCCAGAGCUCAGGGAGUUCCUGGCCAGGGCAAGAGGUGGAGCAGUGCGCCUCCUCAAGGUCUGCAUCCUAGAUGAGCAGCUGGUGCUGGGGGCCUACAGAGAGCCGGAAAAGAGCUGGGACCAGGAUUAUGAUCACUUCCUGCUUCCUCUCCUGGACGACCAGGACCCCUGCUACGUCCUCUACCGCCUCGACUCCCAGAAUGCACAGGGCUACGAGUGGAUCUUCAUAUCAUGGUCUCCUGACCAGUCUCCAGUGAAACAAAAGAUGUUGUAUGCUGCCACCCGUGCCACAGUGAAGAAAGAGUUUGGUGGUGGCCACGUGAAGUAUGAGAUGUUUGGCACAGCUGAGGAGGACAUCUGUUUGCUGGGCUACCAGCGUCAUGUGUCAUCCUGCUCAGGUCCUGCCCCGCUGACAUUAGCUGAGCAGGAGCUCCAGAGGAUCAAAAUUACUGAGGGCCGGGUUAAACAGGUGAAGACAGAGAUCAGCGUGGAGAGCAAGCACCAGACGCUUCAGGGCCUCACCUUCCCACUGCAGGAGACAGCCAAAAGAGCCUUGCAGCAACUUGCCCAGAAACGCAUCAACUACAUACAACUGCGAUUGGAUGUAGAGAAGGAGACAAUCGAGCUGGUCCACUCUAACCCGACAGAAACUCGAGAUUUGCCCCGCAGAGUUCCCAAAGACACUCCCAGAUAUCACUUCUUCCUUUACAAACACUCCCAUGAAGGAGACUAUCUUGAAUCUGUCGUGUUCAUAUACUCCAUGCCAGGAUACAGCUGCAGCAUUAAGGAGCGGAUGUUGUAUUCCAGCUGCAAGAGUCGACUACUGGAGGGUGUCGAGAAAGAUUACCAUUUGGAAAUUGCUAAAAAGUUGGAGAUUGAUGACGGAGAUGAACUGACAGAGCAGUUUCUGUAUGACGAGGUCCAUCCCAAGCAGCAUGCCCACAAACAGGCCUUCGCCAAGCCCCGCGGCCCGGCAGGAAAAAGGGGACACAAGCGCAUCAUUAAGGGGCCAGGAGGGACCAUACAGGACAGCUAGAGGUGGACACAUUUCUCCUAUAUAUAUAUAUGUAGUCCAGUCUGCACUAUAGACCCACAAACACCUCGUCAGGCCCAGAGGGACCUGCACAUUGAUGGAUUUCCUCUGCUGUUUGUGUACUGAAACACUUGUGCUAUAUAACAAAUAUGUUGAUAAAUUGUCUUUAAUCUGUUUUUCCCACAAAAAAAUCAAUCUCACAGUAUAUAUGUAAAGUAUAUAUGUAUAUAUUGUGGCAUAUAAGAAAAAAAUGUAUAACAAAAAUAAAAAGUGUUUAUUGAUGACUUCCUCCAUUUACAAAAGAGUCAGACAGAUUAGCUUCACAAUAACAAGACCAUCUGUCUGGUUCUUCCAUAUUUAUAAGAACACAUCUGCAGUUAACAAUAUAAUAGACUUUAGAGUCAGAUGUUUCAGUCCUCACACGUAGCCUCCAACACAGGUUUUGUAUCAACAAUGUUUAUAUUAAAUAAACAAUAUGAAAGUUCUAAAUAAAAACUUGUUUAUACUGUGAUAUUA
Messenger RNA from Dicentrarchus labrax (European seabass), 1925 nucleotides. RefSeq names its product twinfilin-2. The record is from RefSeq and is a predicted model, not a curated record. Gene Ontology annotation, molecular function: actin monomer binding; actin filament binding. The coding region runs from base 354 to 1412 and encodes 352 amino acids. Gene Ontology annotation, cellular component: myofibril; actin filament; cytoplasm. Lineage: Eukaryota; Metazoa; Chordata; Actinopteri; Moronidae. Gene Ontology annotation, biological process: positive regulation of neuron projection development; regulation of lamellipodium assembly; actin filament depolymerization. The transcript has 9 exons.